Messenger RNA from Trichophyton rubrum CBS 118892, 4485 nucleotides. RefSeq names its product glycogen debranching enzyme. Gene Ontology annotation, molecular function: 4-alpha-glucanotransferase activity; amylo-alpha-1,6-glucosidase activity. Gene Ontology annotation, biological process: glycogen catabolic process; glycogen biosynthetic process. NCBI's taxonomy places the organism in Eukaryota, Fungi, Ascomycota, Eurotiomycetes, Onygenales, Arthrodermataceae. The record is from RefSeq and is a predicted model, not a curated record. The coding region runs from base 1 to 4485 and encodes 1494 amino acids. The transcript has 3 exons.
AUGGCUCCCCGGACGCCCAUCACAGCUACGUCAACCUGCCCCGCCGACGUCUCCGGCGUACAGUCUCCGGCUGCAGUUCGAGGGCAGCAGUCCGCUGUGUCGAUACGGGAGCUUAUGGGUGAAUAUCCCUCCUGCGAGCUGAAGCCGGACUUCAACAAAGACAUCCACGUUGAUAUUCCCAUCGCUAUCUCCGGUGCUUUCGACUACUACUUCACUUACCGUCAGCUACCCGAGCUCUUUGGGCCGGGGUCCGGCUCUGAUACUGGGAAGGAGACCCGGUCUGAGACGUAUUAUCUCAACGUCCGCCCAGCUAUCACUCUCAGGGGCAAGGCCCUGCCGCUAGAAUCUCUAUCUAUCUUUUCUGUAGUGUCCAAGUUCAUGGGAGAUUAUCCCAAGGACUGGAACAAACACUUACGUGGGAUUGGAGAGAGGGGGUACAAUGUUGUCCAUUUUACUCCUCUCGUGAAGCGAGGAGCUUCAAACUCGCCGUAUAGCAUUUACGACCAACUCGAGUUUGAAGUGUGUUUCCCCAAUGGACAGAAGGAUGUGACCGAGAUGACGGCGAAGAUGGAGAAGGACUAUGGGCUUCUGGCGCUGACGGAUGUUGUUUGGAACCAUGUUGCACAUAACAGCCAACUCCUUGAAGACCAUCCAGAGGUAGGGUAUAAUAUCAAGAAUGCUCCAUGGCUUGAAGCUGCAUUAGAACUAGACACAGCGCUAUUGCAGUAUGGUAAAGACCUUGCGAAGCUGGGGUUGCCUACAGAAUUCAAGUCAGAGGACGAUAUCUCGGUAGUGCUAGACAAAGCACGGGAAAACGUCAUUGACAAGAUAAAGCUCUGGGAGUUUUAUGCUAUUGACGUUGAAAGAGACGCUGCAGCAGCACUAAAGUCGUGGGAAUCAGACAAUUUUGAAGAUGCUGAGCUUGGAAAUGCAGAAGAGAUUCGAGGAUGGUCAAUGGAGAAGAAGGCAAAGUUUCUUCGUCAAAAGGGGGUAACAAAUGCCAACCGAGUUCUAGGACGAUAUGAUCGGAAAGUGGAUCCAAAGAUAGCCGCUUCUUUCCUCGCAGCCAUGUUUGGAAGACAUGCUGAGUCCAAGGUUGAUGCUUCGACGGUCAAGGUCGAACUUCGAAAGCUGCUCGAUGCUGUUAACCUUCCGCUGUUCAAGGAAUUCGAUAAAGAUGUCACCACCAUUCUUGACCAGCUCUUUGGCCGGAUAAAAUAUCUUCGAGUUGAUGACCAUGGCCCAAAGAUGGGACCUGUGAGCCAUGAAAGCCCGCUUAUAGAGACUUAUUUCACCAGACUUUCCUCAAGUGACAAGAGGGACCCCAGGUUGCUUGCUCUGGCGAAUAAUGGGUGGGUAUGGAAUGCGGAUGCAAUGAAAGACAAUGCUGGUCCUGACUCUCGUGCAUAUCUGUUGCGAGAGGUCAUUGUAUGGGGCGACUGUGUCAAGUUGAACUAUGGGACAUCCCGGGACGAUAAUCCUUUUCUAUGGGACUAUAUGGCGGAUUACUCCAAGUUAAUGGCCAAGUACUUCGUGGGUUUCCGCAUUGAUAACUGCCAUUCAACGCCCAUUCCGGUGGCUGAAUAUCUCCUUGACGAAGCUAGAAGAGUGCGGCCCAACCUAGUCGUCUUCGCGGAGCUCUUCACCGGAUCGGAGCAAACUGAUUAUAUAUUUGCUAAAAGACUUGGUCUGACAGGGUUGAUUCGCGAGGCUAUGCAGGCUUGGAGUGCUGGCGAACUUAGUCGACUCGUUCAUCGUCAUGGAGGACGGCCGAUUGGUAGCUUUGAGGCAGACCUGUUAUCUCACGGUGACCAUCGGGAAUCCAACCAGAUCCUUAGGCAGUUGCAAUAUACGCCUCUAAAUGCCCUGUUCAUGGACUGUACGCAUGACAAUCAAAUGCCUGCUCAGAAACGUGAAGCAAGAGAUACCCUCCCUAACGCUGCAUUGGUUGCCAUGUGUUCAUCUGCAAUCGGAAGUGUGAUGGGAUAUGAUGAGAUUUAUCCCAAACACGUCGACUUGGUUAACGAGACACGCCUGUAUUCGUCUGCUUUCUCUGACGGUGGAGUGAAGUCUAGGACAGGUGAAGGAGGUAUCGGCGGGAUAAAAAGGCUACUGAACGAGCUUCACACCAGCAUGGCUGUAGAUUGCUAUGAUGAAACCCAUAUUCAUCACGAAGGCCAAUAUAUAACUGUUCAUCGCGUCCAACCACACACAAGGAAGGGUGUUCUGCUCAUUGCCCAUACUGCUUUCUCUGGCUCCAAGGAUGAACACGGCCUUGAUCCGAUUGUUCUGUCCGGAACUAACGCUAAGAUGAUAGGUGCCUGGAAAUUGGAGAUAGUUUCUUCCAAUGGGGAUGCAAAUACGAAUAAAAGAUUCAUAAACGGACUUUAUAGCAAGGUUUCCAAUAUUGAAGGAGUCAGCAUCGAGAACGAUGGUAACAACACUAUUAUUCGUGUACCAGCCGGCCUCGUCCCUGGGUCUAUUGCACUUCUGGAGACCUGGUUGCCAGAAACAAAUCUGCUGAAAGACCUGAGUACUUUCAUUACGUCUGACGCCGAAGCUUCAUUCAAGUCCCUAGAUCCUGUCGACUUGAACUUCGUUCUGUACAAGUGCAAUGCUGAAGAAAGAGACAUAAGCGAUGGCUCAGAUGGAGUAUACGACAUUCCAAACUUUGGCCCACUAGUAUACGCCGGGCUCCAAGGAUGGUGGAGUGUUCUUGAGGGAGUUAUUCGGAAUAACGACGUGGGUCACCCUAUAUGCGAUAACCUUCGGAACGGACAGUGGGCUCUCGACUUUAUCGUCCGCAGAAUGCACAAAGCGGCUUCCAAUGAAGGAUACGGACGACUGAAGGAACUGGCGGAAUGGCUUCAGGGUCGAUUUGAUGCCAUCAGAAAGCUACCUUCCUUUUUGUUGCCACGCUAUUUCGCCAUCGUUGUUAAAACGGCGUAUGACGCCGCUUUAGCACGAGGUAUUCAGCUCCUUGGUGUUACUAUUGAGCAUGGUAAGGAUAUUAUUCACGAACUUGCAAUGGUCAGCAUACAGCAAGUGGGAUUCGUCAAUUCCGCAUCACUGUACCCAACCAAGCGUGUACCAUGUCUCGCCGCUGGUCUGCCUCAUUUCUCAACAGACUGGGCGAGAUGCUGGGGGAGGGAUGUUUUUAUCUCUUUACGUGGUCUCCUCUUGUGUACAGGAAGAUUUGAAGAAGCGAAAGAGCAUAUCCUUGCAUUCGCGAGCGUGUUGAAGCACGGGCUCAUGCCUAAUCUGCUUUCAGAUGGAAAGGCACCGCGGUAUAAUGCCCGUGAUGCGGUAUGGUUCUUCCUCCAGGCUAUCCAAGACUAUACCAAGAUUGUGCCAGAUGGAAUCCAGGUAUUGAAUGAAAAAGUCCGUCGUCGAUUCUUGCCAUAUGACGAUACAUGGUUCUCCCAUGACGAUAGCCGUGCAUAUCGUGAAACCUCAACUGUGGCUGAAAUCAUCCAGGAGAUAUUUCAACGUCAUGCUUCGGGUAUCACAUUCCGUGAGUACAACGCAGGUCCUAACCUUGAUAUGCAGAUGAAGGAUGAGGGUUUCCAGGUUGAUAUUCGUGUUGACUGGGAAACAGGUCUGGUAUUCGGAGGAAACCAAUGGAAUUGUGGUACAUGGAUGGAUAAGAUGGGUGAAAGCACCAAGAGCGGAAACAAGGGUCAUCCAGGAACUCCUCGGGACGGUGCAGCUAUUGAAAUCAGUGGGCUGCUCUAUAGCACUCUCUCAUGGCUGUCAACUCUCGCAGACCAGGGGAAAUUUCCUUCCAAGGGCGUUGAAGUUGGCUCUGGAAAGUCAAUUUCUUAUGCAGAAUGGGCUGCGAAGAUUAAGUCCAACUUUGAGAGGUGCUAUUACAUCCCCGAAAACCCGGCUGAUGAUGGCAAAUACGACAUCGAUAGCAGGAUCGUUCAUCGACGUGGUAUUUAUAAAGACCUCUAUCGAUCCGGCAAGCCAUAUGAAGAUUAUCAGUUCCGACCUAACUUUUCAGUUGCCAUGACUGUUGCCCCCGACUUAUUCACACUGGAGAAAGCACUCCGCACGCUCGAAUUGGCUGACAGCGUUCUCCGUGGACCCAUGGGUAUGGCGACGUUGGAUCCCAAGGAUCUCAACUACAACCCAUAUUAUGUGAACUCUGAAGAUUCCAUCAACUUCGCAACUUCAAAGGGAAGAAACUACCACCAAGGACCAGAGUGGCUGUGGCCCACUGGGUAUUUCCUGAGGGCCUUGAUGAAGUUUGUCUUGAUGCGACGAGACAGUCCCCAGGACCGCACGGAUGUAUUCCAGCAACUCACAAAUCGGCUGGAAGAAUGCAAAAAGGCACUUCGCACUAGCCCUUGGAGGGGGCUGACUGAACUGACAAAUAAGAGUGGCGAGUUGUGUGCAGACUCGUCUCCGACCCAAGCAUGGUCUGCCUCGUGCUUGAUUGAUCUCUACUACGAUGCAUCGCAGUUGAGGAAGCUUGAAUGA